GGGGCCCUCUUCCAACUCCCGGGUUCUGUGACUGCAAAGGGCCCGAUUCUGACCAUCUCUCCCCCCUCUCCCUGUCGCCGACGGUGCUGGCUGCUGCUGUCCCAGGCGCCACCAGGCAGUGCACCAGUCAGUUGCUAAGCUACCGCGGGUUGCUCCCAAGGCGCCUGCUGGGUCCUAAGAUCUGGGCAUCUCCUGCAAGGUGCCUCUGCUCUGCCCCGCUUCCUUCCACACGGCUCCGCCGACGCGAGUCCAGGGGUGGCAGGGAGGGGCCACAGGACUCCCACGCCGCUGCUGCCUCCUCCUUCCCUGGCCCCGCCCGGGUCUCUCUCUCUCUCUCUCUCUGGCUCGCUCCCUCUCUUCCCUCUCCUCCCUCCCUCCCUCUCUCUCGUUCACUGCGGCUGCGGGCGGCAUCCAUCGCCAAAGAAGACGAGGCACACGGAGCCCGGCGCCCGCCGCCGCCGCCGCCGCCGCCAUCGCAGCCGGGGCUAGAUGCAGGCCAUCAAGUGUGUGGUCGUGGGAGACGGCCCUACUCCAUGCCAUCCUGUUGUGUCUAUGCUGUACGGCUGUGCUUUCAUUUCUUCAGGGCUGUGGGGAAGACCUGUCUGUUGAUCAGCUACACGACAAAUGCCUUCCCCGGAGAAUACAUCCCCACUGUGUUUGAUAAUUAUUCUGCCAACGUCAUGGUAGAUGGGAAGCCAGUAAACCUGGGACUGUGGGAUACAGCAGGACAAGAAGAUUAUGACAGGCUAAGGCCUCUUUCCUACCCACAGACGGAUGUUUUCCUGAUUUGCUUCUCACUGGUGAGCCCAGCUUCCUUUGAAAACGUCCGCGCCAAGUGGUACCCAGAAGUUCGACAUCACUGCCCCAACACACCAAUAAUUUUGGUGGGCACCAAGCUGGAUCUGAGGGAUGACAAGGACACCAUUGAGAGGCUGCGUGACAAGAAGCUGGCUCCCAUUACCUACCCUCAAGGUCUAGCUAUGGCCAGGGAAAUUGGUUCAGUCAAGUACCUAGAGUGUUCUGCCCUUACACAGCGUGGCCUCAAGACUGUCUUUGAUGAAGCCAUCCGUGCUGUGCUCUGUCCUCCCCCCGUGAAGAAGCCUGGCAAGAAGUGCACCGUGUUCUAAGGGCGCCUGAGUUCAGCAUGUUAUGGGUGUCUCCUCCUUGUAUGUGCCAGGAGGAAGCGUUCGCUGGGUGUUCCCGCAAUGGGAGAGGCGGGGCCCUUCAUCAUGUAUGAAGUCAGUGUUUUUUAAAUGUCUCUUUGAUUUAACGUCUGUGUCGAUGUAAAAGGGCCGCAUGGGAGGAGGAGGAGGAGCUCAAUGCUGUCCCACCCCCAGGGCAGAGCGGUGGGAGGUGCAUGCUCCCCGUGUCUCCAUGCCAGGGGGGGGGGUAAUGCGUGAAUGGAAAGACCAGCCCUUUAUUACUACUUCUAUUGGUGCUAGAGCAUUGUGGCAGGAGCAGGUAACAAACCCCAGCUGGGGCAGGGAAAGACAAACGGGACACAGGUUGAAGAAGUAGCCUUUAUAGUGCUUUAUUUGCACGAGACACUAGCAAAGCUAAAUGAUCAAUGCAGCUCUGUGCCAUCCCAAGCUGCCUUUGCCUUUCAGGAUAUCAGCCUGUGUGCUGCUCCUCAGCUGGUUUUACAGACCAUCAGCUCUCCCAAAGAUGGAGAGUUGGAGGAAGGCCUCUUUACCUUGUCCAGCCUGAGCAGGACAGGGCCAGAUGGCAGGAACCUUUCUGUAAGAUUAAAGAUGAUGCAGGUGGAAAGGGUUAUGGCCAACCCCUUCCUUUUACCAGGUGGGAUGGACUGGGGGAUGGAGCAGGGAGAGCUUUGGAGGGGUUGGGAUGGAGACGGGUCCAGUUUUUAAUCAUCGUGUAGAGUGAUGAGCUGAACACCUCUUAUUUUAUACAAUAAACAUUUCUCCAUAAGUAA
Podarcis muralis (Common wall lizard) is the source of this 1933-nucleotide messenger RNA. It is a transcript of the gene RAC3, whose product is annotated as Rac family small GTPase 3. The record is from RefSeq and is a predicted model, not a curated record. Lineage: Eukaryota; Metazoa; Chordata; Lepidosauria; Squamata; Lacertidae. Gene Ontology annotation, biological process: small GTPase-mediated signal transduction. Gene Ontology annotation, molecular function: GTPase activity; GTP binding.